This is a messenger RNA of Symbiodinium natans, 1785 nucleotides long. The record is from the annotation of a GenBank genome assembly. Lineage: Eukaryota; Dinophyceae; Suessiales; Symbiodiniaceae.
AUGGCAUCCAAAGAGAGCAUGGAGAUGCCUCCGCCGCCACAGAAGCGCCGCGUGGGACCGCAGGAUGACCUUCCGCAUCCCCGCAGGCAAUGCUUCAAGAGGAAGUUUGAGUCAGACCUCGAGAGUCGCUUUCGCGACUUCCUGUUGAAUGCCGUCCCUCAGGUACAGCCAGGUGCCUUGGGAACCUCAUCCAGCAGGGUCGCCCUAGCCAUCGGCCGUGUGGUCGGGAAAGAGACGCUGCAAGACAUCAUACUGCCAGUGGCAUCGGAGGUGCUCCUCGAGGAUGGACCUGGGCACAGCUUCCUGCCAGACCUUAGCGACACGCUGGUGCCAAGACUGCGUGCCUUCCUGGACAGCCGCGUGGCCGCCCACAAGGCAAAGCCACUACAGGAACGGCGAUGGGCAAGUGUCAGCUUGGAGCAGAGGAGUGCAGCCGCAUGCAGCUGGCGAGCUUUGGCGACUGUCUACUGUCCAGGAUGUAAAUGGCACUAUCAGUUGAGGAUCCGCGAGCCGCCGACAAAGGAAGGACCUGACAAAGAUCGAAAGGAGUUCAACCUGGUUUUCCAAAAAGUGGCCGGCAGCCAAGAUCCAGCGUGGACCGUGUCCAUCGUGCAAUGCGGCGAGACAAUCUGGACGGAGCUUCGCAUGAACGAGGUUUUCCUUCACAACCAUCGCGAACGCAUGCUUGCGGCACAGCAGCACAACUUCAGUCGCCUUUGCCGAGAUUUCCGCAGAAAUGCGCAAGCCCUUCAGAGGGUGUUGGAGGGCCUGGACCCUUGCAUGUCAGGUGAUGGCGGGAAGAAGCUCUUCUAUCCCGGCAUCUUUGACAUGGCUUCACAGGUUCAAGAAUUCUACGUGAGACGGACGCGAGCGCAGACGGAUGCUGCAGGUGUAGAUCCAACUGCGAGAGUCAGACGCUUCAACAACUGCAUCAAGACUCUCCUCCUGGAGAGCUUUAUGGACGACAUGGACGGGGACUUGAGCAUUCUUGACCUGUGCUGUGGGAGGGGCCAGGACAUGCAGAAGUACUCACGGGAACAUCGGGCCUGCACCGUUGGAAACGUGGUCUGCAUAGACUUCGCGGAAGAAGCCGUGGAAGAAGCCAAGCGUCGGUAUGGCGACUUGGUGGCUAGAGGUCAGAAGGUCGGACGGCGAGAGUUCGCAGCGUCAUUUUACGCUGGCGACUGUCGUAGCGCCGAAGUCUUCAAUAAGCUCGCGCAGGAUGGCUGCACAGAGUUUGAUGUCGUCGUGUGUCAGUUCGGCCUCCACUAUCUCUUGGGAGCAGAGGAGGAUGCCCGGCGCCUCCUGCAGCGGGUCUUCUCACUUCUUCGGCCGGGCGGCCGCUUCAUUGCAACGGUGCCUUCGUGCGAGGUUCUGGCCGAUCUCUACGAGCAAGCGACUCCGUUUACCGACAGUGCAAGGAUCCACGAACGAGAACUGCAGCGGAGCUUGUUUCAUGUUCACUUUGGAGGAGAAGCGUGGGGACACUUGAACAGAGGGGCACAAUUGACCCUGGAUGAGGUCUUCCAAAGUUGUUGGGGCCUACCUUAUCUCUUCGAGUUGCAGGGCGCUGUUUGUGCUGAGGAGUAUCUGUUGCCUUGGGAAGCGUUCGAAACACUUGCCGAAUCCAUCGGGUUCAGUCUGAUGGCGGACGCAUCCUUUCCGGACCUCCUCCUGGCUUUGAAGGACAAGUCGAAGUUCUUCAACCGUGUCUUUUGCAGAGACAGAAACAACGCCAGCAUGACCAGCGACGAAGAAGAAGUCUUCAAGCUGUGUCUGUGCUAA